UGAUACGUUAAGAAUCUGAGAUCGAUUGAUAUUUGACGGUCGCAUCCACACCCGUUCAAACCCGAGAACGACCCCCCUCCUUUCUUCUCGAACCGUCUCAUCGCCCGCCGGCCGAUCUCCGGCCGAUCCCCGCCGGAACCUCCCGCCGGAAGCCAUGAGCCACCCCGAAUCCGAUCCGGCUCACCCGCCGAAAACCUCGCCCGACCCCGAUCCCAAGCGCGACGCCGCCACCGCCGCCGCCACCGCCACCGCCGCCGCCGCCGCCCCCCACUCCGCCGAUUACGCGCCCUACCCCACGCUCGACCCCAACGACGUCGCCCCUGCUCCCGAGGUCCCCCGUGCUCCAAUCUCCGGCGUCGCCGCUACCUCCAUGCCCUCGGAGUCGAAUCCCUACGUCGCCCCGGCCCCCGCCCCCGCUCCGCAAUCGUCUGUCAAGAAUACGAUGGAGUCGGUGAAGGAUGUGCUCGGGAGAUGGGGAAAGAAGGCGGCCGAGGCGACUAAGAAGGCCGAGGAUCUCGCUGGGAACAUGUGGCAGCACCUGAAAACGGGCCCCAGCUUUGCUGAUGCUGCUGUCAGCAGAAUUGCUCAGGGAACAAAAGUUCUGGCAGAAGGCGGAUACGAGAAGAUUUUCCGGGCUACUUUUGAAACCGUUCCUGAGGAGCAGCUUCUGAAGUCAUUUGCAUGUUAUUUGUCCACGUCUGCUGGUCCGGUGAUGGGCACUUUAUACUUGUCUACAGCGAAGCUUGCAUUUUGCAGCGACAAUCCUCUUUCCUACAAAACUGGUGAUGAGACUGAAUGGAGUUACUAUAAGGUGGUCAUACCGUUGCAUCAACUGAAGGCAGUCAACCCAUCAACAAGCAGGGUCAAUACAGCUGAAAAGUACAUCCAGGUUAUUUCUAUUGAUAAUCAUGAAUUUUGGUUCAUGGGCUUCGUUCAGUAUGAUAGUGCGGUGAAAAAUCUUCAAGGAGCAGUACAGCCCAAUUCGCAUGCUGUGUAGCUUAUCUCUUUAUUGUGGCCCGAGGCGCACUUUGCUCCAAGAGUUGCAUGCAAACUAUACUCUGCACAAUGUGACAUCUCGAAAUUAGAUACAUCUCGUGAUGUGCUCUGCUCUGAUUGGUUCAAUAUUGUAAUGUUUAUGUAGAUUGUAAGAUUUUCCUAUAAUAUAGAUGUAAUGAACCGAGAGCAAACUUGAAUUUCAACUUGGUAGAUGAUGAUGGAAGUCCUUGUUAAGAAGAAGGCUAUUGUUUUUGUUCCUUGAUUGUAAAAUGAUUUUUUUUUUCCCAUCCCUUUGAAAUAUCAAAUAAUGCUAUCUAGUGUUUUACU
Eucalyptus grandis is the source of this 1323-nucleotide messenger RNA. RefSeq names its product GEM-like protein 1. NCBI's taxonomy places the organism in Eukaryota, Viridiplantae, Streptophyta, Magnoliopsida, Myrtales, Myrtaceae. The record is from RefSeq and is a predicted model, not a curated record. The transcript is spliced from 4 exons. Bases 155 to 997 code for a protein of 280 amino acids.